Melanotaenia boesemani (Boeseman's rainbowfish) is the source of this 3573-nucleotide messenger RNA. RefSeq names its product nucleolar protein dao-5-like. The record is from RefSeq and is a predicted model, not a curated record. Lineage: Eukaryota; Metazoa; Chordata; Actinopteri; Atheriniformes; Melanotaeniidae. Bases 266 to 1429 code for a protein of 387 amino acids. The transcript is spliced from 10 exons.
CAGAGCUCGCCCUCCCGCCUUCCUCUGAAAACAAACGGAAGAAACCCAAACAGAUCUGAACCUGGUACAUUUGGACCCACACAACCGGUGAAACGGGUUUUCUGACCAACCAUAACUGAAGCUGUAGGUUUGUGGCGCGGUGUAUUUUAUAGCUACUGGGAAAAAUUUUGCCUACAACCAGUCGAAACAUCCUGGCGACUGAGCUAACAUUAACAAAAGAAGAAGAGGCUAGCUGCAGUUUUGGAUGCGGGGCGUAAUUAACUAAAUGACCAGCAGAAUGGACUGCAGCACCGCUAAGAUGGCACAUAAAUCUCCAGGAAAGAACAGCUCUGCCUCUGAUGACGAAGAUUUCAUUCCUUUGUCGAAGAUCCUGAUGAGACCACAGAGUGAAGCGAAGAAGACACGUGACAACACCCGCCGCUCCAACCCAAUUUCAAAAAUGGAUCAAGCUUUGGAUGACUCUGAUGAUGAGCCGCUGAUGAAGAAGAAAAAAACUUUGGGACCAGCAGCGGAACAGAACAAGAAAGAAAACACGCCACCUAAAUCUUCAGGCAGAAAAACCAAGAAAGCGGAUACUGACCCAGACAACGACUCCGACAACGAGCCUCUUUUAAAAAUCGCCAAGUCGCCUUCUAGAGCUACAAAGAAGCCGAGCUCAGCAACACCGAAAAAGUCUGUUGAGAGGAAAAAGAAAGUGGAAAAGGAUGAAAGCUCUGAUGACGAGCCUUUGAGUAGAAUUGCUAAUAGACUUCCGAGACUUGAGAGAAAAGCAUCAACCCCAGUAAUGAAAUCUAAAAGGGCUACAGCGAGGAAAUCUGUUAAAUAUGCAGAGUCUUCCAGUGAACAGAGCUCAGACUAUGAGCCUUCGGCAGUGGUGAAGCAGAAGAAAACUGAUGGUCCUAAAGCACAAAAGACCGCGGCAAAGAAGAAAACAAUUACAGAACACAACAGCUCAGAUGAUGAAGAUGAGCCUCUGGUGAACCUCAUCACCAAGAAGAGGAAACCUGCAGAGAAAAGCACAAAGAAGGGCGGCGUGUCGCAAGGCAGGGUAUCAAAGAAGAAGCAAGAACCAUCUGAUGAAAGUUCGGACGAUGAACCUCUGAUUAAUGUCGCGAAGAAGAGUCGCACAAACAAACAAGCAAAAAGCAAAACAAAGGCAACUCCCAAGAAAAGAGGCACUGCUUCCAAAAAGCCAAGAAAGAUGCCUGCAAAAGAUUUAUCAAGCGACAGUUCAGAUGACGAAGCUGUAACGAAGACUGCUGAACACCCACAAGUGACCAAAAACCUGAGAAUACUACUGGAGAGGUGUGAUGCCAAAGUUACAGGAUCAACAGGACGUCUGGAGAAAACCAGAGCAGAAACACGAACUGCUGACGAACCCACAUCAGAAAACUCGGAGGGUUUGGAGGACUCAUCAGGGCACGAAUGAGCAAAAUGAAGGAAAGUUCUCGUGUUUCUCUGACAAACGCCACAGAAAAACCACAGUAGAGUUAAUCAGUGUGUUUUAUAUGCAUCCUUUUAUUUAAAACAUGUUCAGUCUUAGCUUUCCCCUUUUCUUACCAAAUUUUGCAGGUUUCGCAGUUUUAUGUUCGGAUGUUGAUUUUUGCUUGUGUCAGAUGUUUCUUUUGGUUUUAUGGUUUUUAAGAAAAAUAAAUGUUACAGAAAUGAAUUUGUUAGGUAAAAAAAAUUGGACCAUAUCACUUUAUAAUGUACUAAUGUUUUUAUCUUUGAGUGAGGAAACAAUGUGCCGACUGCAGAUUAGAGACAUUUACAAAACUUGAUUAAACUCUCCUUCAUGCUGGGCUGAGACAUGGUGAGUUUCCACAGCUCAUAAACAUCUUGGAUGGUACUUCAACCAGACCAGGUCUCCGGCUUCAUUUUGGGGACUUCAUUCUCCUCGCGGUCGCAGUCACAGAUGGAUGACUUAUUAAAAUGAGAUUUUGGAGCCAGUGGUGAUUCCAUAUCUCCAGAAUCUGGGACCGGUGAUCAGCUUGGGCAUGCUUGUACGGAUGAAAUUAAAUAAAAAAUAAAAAGCUUUCUUUAUCCCAAAAGGAAAUUGCAGUGUUGUAGAAGUUGCUGGCUGGAAUGACCUCCUGUAUCUCUGUCCUGAAGUGAACUCGAAGAAGCCUCUGGCUGAACACUUGUUUCUUCACUGUGUUGUGUGGAGGAUGUGAAGAAUCAGCUCCAGCGACUCCAGUUAUCCCCAGCACAGAACCAGCCUUCUUCAUCAAUUAGUUCAGUCUCUUUAAGUCUGGCUCUGAUCCUUCUGCCCCAGCAGAUGCUGCAGUUUCCAUAACACACUUAAAGAAUAUAGAACAUCCUGGAGCAGACAUUGAAGGCUUUUAGCCUCCUGAAGAAGUAGAGUCUGUAGAUGCCUCUGAGUUGCAGUUUUAGUUUAGUCUGUUGUCCAGCUGAACUCCCAGGUACUUGUAUUCCUCUUCCACCUUUUCUCCCAGGAUUUUUAAACAGUGCUUUGUUUUCUCCCGUUCUUCCUGAAGUCGUCUCUUCUGUUUGUGUUCGAGAUCGUGAUUGUUUCUGCUCCAUCUCACAAACUGACCAGUUCUCUGUACUCAGCUUCUUGUCCAUCACCUGAUACUCCCCACAACUGCAGAGUAAUCAGAGUAUUUCUGCAGACGACAGGACUCAGUUGUAUAUGAAGUUUGAGGUGUAGUGUUAAGAGAAAUGGUGAGAGUACAGUCUGUUGUGGUGCUCCACAUCAGCUCAAUUCCCAUUUUUUUGCCCUUAUGUGACUCAUAGGAUUUUUGAUGACAGUCUGAAGGGCCCAAUCCGAUUUUUCUGAUUUCAUCCAAUUUUGACGUCACUGAAGUCAAACAUCACAACUCUGCUGUUUCAUAAUGCGAACCACCUGAAAAAAAUCUAAUUUGAUUUAAAAAGACAUGCAGUGUCUGCACUGUGGUCUGUUACGUAGUCAUAAACCCAGGUGGUUGUGGAGGUUUCCACUCGGAGUUUAUGGAGAUUCUCACAAAACAGAGCAGCUGAAUUGUAUUAAAACACUCAAAAAUCAAAGAACAUGAUCCUCAAAGUGACUGGUCCAGAUGAGAGUGGGCUCUCUGAAGCAGAUAGGUGAUGAUUCUUCAACCCCAAGAACAUUAUAAGCAAACCUGAGUCCUGAAAAGUGUUGUCUCGCUCAUUGAGGACUGCAGGACUUUCAUGAUGUGAGCUGUUAGGACAACUGGUCUGUAGUCAUGUGGUUCUGGGUGGGAUCUUUUAGGUACCUGAACAAGGCAGGAUGUUUUCCACAGCACAGAAACAGGCUGGUGUUGAAAACGUGCAAAAGAAUCCAGAUUAGUUCUGAGCACGUUUUUUAUGCAUCUCCAUAACGUUAUUCCCCAUUUAAACGUCACAAUAACUGUACAUACUCUGCAUAUAUUUCAUGUUCAUAAAACUAUCACAGUAUAACAUGAUGAUGUCCUUUUUCCUCUUCAGUGGCAUCAUUGGACCUCUGUGUUGUUUAUAACUUGUUUUAGUUUUUCUUUGUUAGCUAAGCCUUUGCAUGAACUUGUGAAAAUCGGUAGUGUUGACUUAAACUUUGACAAUAAAAUGAAUAUCAGA